Molecule: messenger RNA, 2136 nt
Organism: Colletotrichum karsti
Lineage: Eukaryota; Fungi; Ascomycota; Sordariomycetes; Glomerellales; Glomerellaceae
Product: alpha-n-arabinofuranosidase a
Exons: 9
Coding region: 1-2136 (711 amino acids)
Biological process (GO): L-arabinose metabolic process; protein phosphorylation
Molecular function (GO): protein kinase activity; ATP binding; alpha-L-arabinofuranosidase activity
Source: RefSeq, a predicted model, not a curated record
AUGACAGUCCGCGACGCGUCGCCUCCGAGGCCGUUGUCAAAUGCGGAGCCUGAGGAGAUAUACAGCGAAACUGUCCGUUUGGAGGAGGAGACGUUCUCCUGGUACGACCCAGACAAGUGGUAUCCGGUAAGGAUUGGGGAGGUCUUUGAAUCACGGUACCAGGUUCUACUGAAGCUCGGCUUUGGUUCUGCAUCGACUUCGUGGCUAUGUCGAGACUUACGGGAACACUCCUACGCAACUCUCAAGGUAUAUGCUACGGGAAAUAGCCAAGCGUCCGUAGAGAAAAACGUACUCCGUCAUUUGGGAGAUAUUACCUCCGACCACCCUGGCGCUAGGCUCAUACGAGUGGCGAAGAACACGUUUGAGCUCCCUGGGAAGAAAGAAAACCACAUUUGUCUCGUGUUAGAGACACUCGGCAUAUCUUUGGCUGAUAUACGAGAAAUGGCGGGCGGCAAGGUUCCCGCCAAUCUUCUCAAAGGUCUUAUCUACGGCGUUUUGCUUGGGAUAGACUACCUGCAUUCAGUUGCAAGGGUAAUUCAUACAGACAUACAGGAUGGAAACAUCAUGCUGUCGGUCAAAGAUCGCAGUGUUCUCGACAGACUCGUCGAGGACGAAUUGGAGCUUCCGAGUGCACGGAAAAUCCUAAGGGACCGGAUAAUCUAUGCGUCUACAGGUCUUGAAAUACCGGACCAACCUGGGGAGCCGGUAAUAGCGGACUUUGGAGAUGCAAGAAUCGACGAGGGUGCGUUUGAUUUUGAAGAAGAAGCCAUGCCAGACUUGUACCGAGCACCUGAAAUAGUGCUUGGAGUGCCAUGGAACGAGAAGAUCGACAUAUGGGCGUUGGGUUUGUUGGUAUGGGAUCUGUUCGAAGGCCUCAUGGAAUACUUUCACUGGUGCGAAGACAUGUCUAUGGAGCCUAUCUUGGAUGUUUGGGCUGGUCUUGGACUUGCAGGCCUCCCGCCGUUGAUGGGUGCGGAGCUUGAACCAUUCGUUGAGGACGCGAUUCGCGAGAUAGAAUUUGUCAUCGGCGACAUCAACACCUCGGGAGGCGCACUUCGCGCUUCUCUUGGACAUCCGGAGCCAUACCCACUCAAGUUCGUCGAGAUUGGAAACGAAGAUAAUCUCGCUGGUGGCUGCGAGUCCUACAAACAACGGUUCGUGCAGUUCUUUGACGCCAUCAAGGAGGCUUACCCGCACCUCACCAUCCUCACAUCCACAUCCGACCGCAACUGCCUGCCGGACCCAAUCCCCGAGGGUGCAUGGCUCGACUUCCAUGACUACAACGUCCCGGAGAAUUACAUCAACGCAUUCGACUUCUACGACGACUGGGACCGCGCUCAUCCUGUCUUCAUCGGCAAGUACGCCAGGUGGGGCGUCAAGUGGUCCGACAUGCGAGGUGCCUGUUCUGAGGCGGUUUACAUGAUGGGCUGGGAGCGCAACGCGGAUUUGAUCAAGCUGGCCGCGUAUGCGCCUACGCUGCAGAAUUACGAUCCCGUCAACGGUCAAUGGACUCCCAACCUCAUCCCGUUCACCAACAAGCCCAACGGCAUCGUUUACACCCCGUCGUACCAUGUUAAGAAGAUGUUCGCCAAUAAUCACGGUGAUGUUGUCGUUCCCGUCACGGCUGACGCGGAGGUCAAUCCAGUCUGGUGGGCUGCAAGCAAGAAGACAGACGGCCAGUUUAUUGUGAAGCUUGCCAACUACGCUUCCAAUUCGACUGAGGCUCGCAUUCAAAUCCCUGGUAAGGCGGGCUUGGAGGCUUCUUUCACUUCCAUCACGGCCGGCCCUGACGACGCCAACUCUGUCGAAACCCCUGAUGUCAUUGCUGCACCCGCAGUGAUCAACGUUUCAGGAGAUGCCGACGGAAUCUUCACUGUUGAACUGGGCCAGUUCGGGGGAUACAACUUCAACGCCGCCAACAUGCAAAUGACAACUUUUACCGCUGCCCUUGCCGGCAUCUUCUUUGCCGCCUCUGCCAGUGCCACAUGCACCACAUCCUGGCCUGGCUUCACCUGCCGCAGCACCCAGCUGGGCUGCUGCUUGGACAUUAGCUACGGGGUGGCUGAGCAGAACGGCAAGGACGAGAAUUGGAGAUACGACUGGAGUAGAUCCAACUGCAACACCUGCAAGCCUUGA